GAUAGCUCAAAACUCUCUCCUUUUUCUUUCUUUCUCUCUCUAUCUCUCUCUCUCUCGUUUCUCUCUCUAGAAAUGUUGAAGGCGUGGAAAUGGUACCAGAGCUGCCUAUCGGUCCACCCCGUGAAGACGCAGGUCAUCAGCUCCGGCGUCCUGUGGGGCGUCGGCGACGUCGCCGCCCAGUUCAUCACCCAUUCCACCGCCCGGAGGCGCCUCCAGGUUUCCGUGAGUUCCGUCGCCUCCUCCGUCGCCGACCAUUACCUUUGUGUAAAUUUACAGGAAGCAGAUGCUAAAUUCAAAGUCAACUGGAAACGAACAGCUAUUACAAGUUUGUUUGGGUUCGGCUUUGUAGGCCCCGUAGGCCAUUUGUGGUAUGAUGGGCUCGACAGAUUCAUAAGACUCAGGUUGCUUUUACCGCCAAAGUCUGCCAAGUUUGUUGCUGCUAAAGUGGCAAUGGAUGGGAUCAUCUUUGGGCCCUUUGACUUGUUUCUUUUCUUCAGUUACAUGGGAUUUGCCGCCGGCAAAAACGUCGCUCAAGUGAAGGAAGACCUGAAGAGGGACUUUCUCCCCGCUCUGAUCUUGGAGGGCGGAGUUUGGCCGCUCGUUCAAGUCGCCAACUUCCGAUACAUCCCAGUCAGAUAUCAGCUCCUCUACGUCAAUAUGUUCUGCUUGCUAGAUAGUGCUUUCUUGUCGUGGCUUGAGCAACAAAAGGACGCUCCUUGGAAGCAGUGGUUCACAUCUUUUCACUCCUUGAAGGAAGGAGGAAGUCAGGGCAGAUGACGAGAACCUUCUUCGACUCUUCAGCCGUGCCCGAGCGGGCGACACAGGUGAUUUAUACAUGUCCCGAGAAAAAUAUGUUUCCGAGAUUGUGCAUUACAAUGCAGUCAAUGGAGGGAGGGGCCAUCAAUCCAAUCUCUCCAGUUCACAGAUGCUAAUUGGCUCUUGCUUCGAAUUCAAUACAGAAAAAAAUGUCUGAUUUCCUCCCUCCAGAACAGAAUGGAAUCACGAAUCUUCUUCCAUGGGAGCAGGGACUUCGAUUGACAAUGUUGUUUUCAUCGCUGUAGAUCUCAAUCUGGCUGGAACAUGCCAAGAACGGUAGGCGUCACGGCAAGAGCUGCUUUUUCUUUGUUUUCUUCUUUCUCAUAAUUUUUUUAAGAAAAUUUGUUGGAAAUUUA
This is a messenger RNA of Syzygium oleosum, 1172 nucleotides long. RefSeq names its product protein sym-1. Gene Ontology annotation, cellular component: membrane; cytoplasm. NCBI's taxonomy places the organism in Eukaryota, Viridiplantae, Streptophyta, Magnoliopsida, Myrtales, Myrtaceae. Bases 73 to 777 code for a protein of 234 amino acids. The record is from RefSeq and is a predicted model, not a curated record. The transcript has 3 exons.